Molecule: messenger RNA, 2087 nt
Organism: Temnothorax curvispinosus
Lineage: Eukaryota; Metazoa; Arthropoda; Insecta; Hymenoptera; Formicidae
Product: protein unc-45 homolog B-like
Exons: 2
Molecular function (GO): Hsp90 protein binding
Source: RefSeq, a predicted model, not a curated record
UUUGUCGAACUUCGCGGUGUGCAAAGAUUGAUGGAGGUAGCCAGUGAAAUGGAGGAAUACAAUUCUGAAUCUUUGCUAGACAUCACGUCUUCCACGCGAACUAUAACCAGUGUGUGCUUAGCAAUGAUAUAUAAAAACGUGUAUAAGAACUGUGAUGAUGAGAAAACAUAUAUUAACGCCGUUGAUGAAUUUAUUGAAGAUAAAUUGCAUUCGCCUGACAUACAGUCUAAAGUGCGUGUUGUAGUUGCGAUAACAACCUUAUUAUUCGGUCCGUCAGAUGUUGGAAACGCAGUUGUGGUUAAAGAAGGGAUUUUAGAGAUGAUCCUCGUUAUGGCGGGAACGGAUGAUGUAUUGCAGCAGAAAGUGGCUCUCGAAUGUAUUGUUGCCGCUGUGACCAAAAAAGAAAAGGUCAACGCGAUCAUAAAUAAAGGUGUUAAUAUAUUGAAAAAGCUGUGUCAAUCCAAGGAUGAUUCAAUUCGGGUUCGAGCGUUAUUGGGUUUAAGUAAGUUAGGUAGUUCCGGAGACCCAGACGCGACUAUCGGACCGUUCGCGGAUGGAGUGACCAAGGAAUUGGCCGAGGCUUGCAGACGAUUGUUGAUUAAUCCAAAGAAAGAAAAAGAUAUGAGAAAGUUGGCCAUAAAAGGUCUGUCGUAUCUCACUUUCAACGCCGAAGUCAAAGUGGAGUUGAUCGAGGAUCAAGAAGCCAUUCAUACGAUAAUCGAGAUCGCCAAGACUGGUGAUCAAUCGGUUCUCUUCGGCGUGCUUACGACGUUAGUGAACUUAUGCAACGCUUAUGACAAGCAAGAACACAUACCCGAGAUGAUAGAAUUUACAAAGUUUGUCAAAUAUUAUUUUCACAAGAAACCGGAACUGGAUGACAACUUAGAAGACAGAUUGUGCGCGUUAGCGAAGGCCGGUGUGAUCAUUGCUAUGGUGAGCCUCACCAGUUUCUUGAAGAUCUUGCCCGUUUUAGAGAACCUGGCCAAAACGAACCAGAACUGCAAAGAAUUGAUAGCCCGCGUUAUCAACGCGAUAUGCGGUCAACUGGAAUUGAGAAAAAUAGUUGUUGAUGACGGCGGCACGGAGGCAUUGUUGUCAUUAGCGCUGGAUGGCACAGUCAAGGGAAAGAAGCUUGCUUCGCGAGCCCUGGCCCAUUUGGGACUCACGAUACGUCCUGAGGUUGCAUUUCCUGGUCAUCUAAUCACGGAGGUUGUUGAACCGAUCGUAGAUCUUCUGAACCCGCAGUGUUCUGUUAAUGAGAAUUGCCAGACUUUAACAGCUUUGUGCAAUCUAGCUGAAGUCAACGACAGCAUGCGAGAACAUAUAUUCAAAGAAGUAUUUGAAAAGAUCGAGAUUUAUCUGAUUUUUCGAGGCGAGGAUGAUAGUUUGAAAUUGGCGUCUGCAAAUCUUAUAAACCUGUUGUUUUUAAGCCGUGAAGUCGCUGUCCAGUAUCUCGAGCGGGAUAAUUUUCGAGUUGAGUAUCUUAUGUUAUUGUACAAGGACGAGAAUCAAGAUAUUAAGUUUGCAGCAGCUGCAGCUCUAGUGAAGCUGACACUGGCCAACAAAGAGGCUUGCAAGAAAGUUUUCGACUCGAAUUUCUGGUUGGAAUUCCUACGCUCUUUACUCACCAAUCCAAGCAGUAACGUACAAGAAAUGGGUAUUAUAUUUGUGCUAAGUAUGAUAAGAAACAUGGAAGACUUUGCUGCAAAACUCAUCGAAACAGACAUAAUAGAAUUACUGAAGUCACUGAGCGAGAAUGAUACCGUCCAAAACAAGAAUAUCGAGGAAUUGACUUUCAUUGCUUUAGAGGCUGUUGCGGAACGAUCUAAUAUAGAAGCAUUUAUUGUCAUGAUAAGAUGGGAACGUGAUGUAGCAUGUCGAUUAGGACAAUUAGACCUUCUAAAUCAUUUGGAAAAGAAGUUAUGGGUAUAUGAACGUACUAAAAAUGUACCCUUAAACAUAUACUUAGAAUUCGGAAAGAUACUAACAGGACGAUGAUAUUUUUGUUGAAAAAAGACAAAAUAUUUGAGAUCUAAAUGUCGUUUAUAUUCCUUACAUUUUAAAUAAAGUGCUUUAAAUAAUAAAAA